UAUGGUGUAUAUAUAAUUAGAUCAUAUAUUUGCUUUCUUGGUCAUUCAUAUUUCCCUUCACCUGCUUCUGUCUUUCAUACUUUCUCGUCUUUACCUACAACAAUCUAAUACAAUGAGCUGGUGGUGUGCUAGAGCUGUUGGUGCUGCAGAGGUCAUAACCAAAUGCAGUUACUCUUGAAUCGAUUCGCCUAUAGACAGACUGACAGCUAGAAUCAAAUUUUACGUAUCGCCUUUUCAAUCUCUCUUGUUCCAAUUUUUUAGCAUCUCUGUUACUCUUCCUUGUCGAACAAAUCUAAUUCAAAAACAUGAGCUGGUGGUGGUCGGGAGCUAUAGGCGCUGCAAAGAAAAAAUUCGAAGACGAUGAUGCUCCACGAAGCUACGACAGCGUAGGCCUAAUCGUAGGCGUCACCGGCAUUGUAGGAAACAGCUUGGCCGAAAUCCUCCCUCUCUCCGACACCCCCGGCGGCCCAUGGAAGGUCUACGGCGUCGCUCGCCGCCCCCGCCCCGCCUGGAACGCCGACCACCCCAUUGACUACAUCCAGUGCGACAUCUCCGACUCCGCCGACACCCUCUCCAAGCUCUCCCCCCUCUCCGACAUCACCCACAUCUUCUACGUCACCUGGACCAACCGACCCACCGAGUCCGAACGCUGCGAUGCCAACGGAGCCAUGCUACGCAACGUCCUCAACGCCGUCCUCCCAAACGCCCCCAAUCUCCGCCACAUCUGCCUCCAAACCGGCCUCAAACACUACAUCGGACCCCUCGAAUCGCUCGGCAAGGUCCAGCCAAACGACCCGCCAUUCACCGAGGACAUGCCCAGGCUCAACGCUCCCAAUUUCUACUACACCCUCGAAGACAUCCUCUUCGAUUCCACUUCCAAGAAAGAAUCCUUGUCCUGGUCGGUUCACCGACCCGCUAUCAUUUUCGGGUUCUCGCCGUAUAGCAUGAUGAAUAUAAUCGGGACUCUCUGUGUGUAUGCUGCGAUUUGUAAAUACGAAAACAAGCCUCUCGAAUUUCCCGGAACGAAGACCGCCUGGAAUUGCUAUUCCGUUGCUUCGGACGCGGACUUGAUCGCGGAGCAUCAGAUAUGGGCGGCGGUGGAUCCAAACGCGGAGAACGAAGCGUUUAAUUGCAGCAAUGGGGAUGUGUUCAGGUGGAAGCAAUUGUGGAGAGUUUUGGCUGAGCAAUUUGGUGUGGAAUAUGUGGAAUUUGAUGAGAGUAAGAAGAGAGUGAGCUUGGUGGAGAAGAUGAAGGAUAAGGGUAAGGUUUGGGAGGAGAUUGUGAGGGAGAAUGAGUUGUUGCCCAUGAAGUUGGAAGAGGUGGCGGCGUGGUGGUUUGUGGAUGAGAUGCUGGGGGGAGAAUGCAUUUUGGAUACUAUGAAUAAGAGCAAAGAGCAUGGGUUCUUGGGGUUCAGGAACACCAAGAACUCGCUUAUUUCUUGGAUUGACAAAAUGAAAGGUUACAAACUUAUUCCUUGAAUUGUUAAUGGGAGUUUGGAAUUUGUGGCUAUUGGAAUGUUGACAAUCAAGUGUUGUAAUAAGGAGUAUCAUGAGAUUGAGGUUUGAUUUUGUUUUUUUGUUUUUCUUUUUUGGAGUGUCCUGUAACAGCAUGAAUAAGAACAAUAAUAUGUGUUUCCCCGUUCACUUGGGCUGAUCAAAAUUGCUAGUAACA
This is a messenger RNA of Camellia sinensis, 1671 nucleotides long. Lineage: Eukaryota; Viridiplantae; Streptophyta; Magnoliopsida; Ericales; Theaceae. The record is from RefSeq and is a predicted model, not a curated record.